Molecule: messenger RNA, 4064 nt
Organism: Syngnathus typhle (broad-nosed pipefish)
Lineage: Eukaryota; Metazoa; Chordata; Actinopteri; Syngnathiformes; Syngnathidae
Gene: nlgn1
Product: neuroligin 1
Exons: 11
Coding region: 783-3359 (858 amino acids)
Biological process (GO): synaptic vesicle endocytosis; neuron cell-cell adhesion; presynaptic membrane assembly
Cellular component (GO): synapse; postsynaptic specialization membrane; cell surface
Molecular function (GO): signaling receptor activity; neurexin family protein binding
Source: RefSeq, a predicted model, not a curated record
GAAAGAUAUACAGUAUGUAGAUUGAUUCGUAGGUAUAUUUAUAUUUAAUAUGUGCGCGCGCGCGCUCGCGUGUGUAGACAGAAUCGCUUUUGUAUAGCUUGUGCGAGGUAGGUCACUCUCCACCCCCAACCGCUGCGCGCAUUAAAGCUGUAUGAAGAUGAGAAAGAGGAUUUAAAAAAAAAAAAAAAAUAUAUAUAUAUAUAUAUAUCAUCCAAAUGCAGCCUGUAUCUUGAGGAGCGGGCGGUGGUGGAAUCACGUUCAUCUUUCCAGCAUCGCCGCCAUUUCUGAAGUAGACGGUUUGUGCGUCUAGCCCUCUCUCUGUGCGAGUACGUAGUGACUGCAUGCUCGUCGUAGAAAGCAAUUCUUAAUAUCGACGUGAAUCACUGAAACACCUGCGAUUACCCACUGUUUUUUUGGGGGCGGGGGGGUGGGCGGUUGAAGUGGAGUUCCCCCUUUUUUGUUCGCUAGUGUCAUGAUUUGAAUCCAUUAUUUUGAGGUCUCUUAUUUCUAGUACUUAUUCCUUGCAUUUCGUACGGGCUAUGUCGACAAAAAAAAAAGACUCCAUUUUCCAGCGAUACGCAGUGCACCGAGGACUGUUGUGGACGAAGCAGCAGACUGGAGACUCUUAACAUCAUGGGGCUGGAUUAAACAAUCUGUUUUGGUAUUCUGGAUUGUCAUCUGUCAUCUCGCCCAAAAAUAGCAAAGGAAGGACAACAUUUUACUAUUUGGACUAUAUUGAAAUUCACAGGAAAAAAAAGAAAAAAAAGGAAAGGAACAGAGCGAUGGCUACAUUGAGGGAGCAUCUACGGAUCGGACAUCUCCUACUUCAGCCUAUUUCUAUGUGCAGCAAGAAAAUGCGAUACGUCGGUACGAAGCGUCGCACGAGUACCAGUAAAUGGUGCUUUCAAUGGCUGGCUGUCCUGCUAAUGCACAUGUGUGCUGUGAAUGCUGAGAAAAUGUAUGAAAACGACCCAGUGGUCACCACCACCAACGGCAAGCUCCGUGGGAUCAAGAAGGACUUGAACAAUGAGAUCUUGGGCCCGGUGGUACAGUUUCUGGGCGUCCCGUUCGCGGCUCCGCCGACAGGCGAGCGCCGCUUUCAGCCACCGGAGACGUUAGCGCCGUGGCCGGAUAUCCGCAAUGCAACGCGCUUUGCCCCGGUGUGCCCCCAGAACAUUGUGGAGGGCCGCCUUCCUGAUGUCAUGCUGCCGGUGUGGUUCACCAACAGUAUUGAUGUGGUGUCAUCGUACGUCCAGGACCAGAGUGAGGACUGCCUCUACCUUAACAUCUAUGUGCCCACAGAAGAUGGUCCCAUUACAAAGAAACACUCUGAUGAUUUAAGUGAUAGUGACCACGCAACAGAUGAAGACAUACGGGAGAGCGGAAGUCCCAAGCCAGUGAUGGUUUUCAUCCAUGGUGGCUCAUACAUGGAAGGAACUGGCAACCUGUUUGAUGGCAGCGUCCUGGCCAGCUACGGGAACGUGAUUGUCGUAACAGUCAAUUACCGCUUGGGUGUUCUAGGUUUCCUUAGUACUGGUGACCAGGCAGCCAAGGGGAAUUAUGGUCUGUUGGACCAAAUCCAAGCCCUUCGCUGGACCAGUGAGAAUAUCGCAGCCUUUGGUGGUGAUCCAUUGCGUAUAACUGUGUUUGGGUCAGGGGCUGGAGCCUCUUGCGUCAACCUUCUCACACUUUCUCAUUACUCGGAGGGCAACCGCUGGAGUAACUCGACAAAAGGUCUGUUUCAAAGGGCUAUCACCCAGAGCGGCACGGCGCUCUCAAGCUGGGCCGUUAGCUUCCAGCCAGCUAAGUAUGCCAGAGCGCUGGGCCAGAAAGUCGGCUGUAAUCUGGAGGACACGGUGGAGCUGGUCACGUGUCUUCAGAGAAAACAUUAUAAAGAGUUGGUAGAUCAAGACAUCCAGCCAGCACGGUACCACAUUGCCUUCGGACCCGUUAUCGAUGGCGACGUAAUCCCCGAUGACCCUCAGAUACUCAUGGAGCAAGGUGAAUUCCUUAACUAUGACAUUAUGCUGGGAGUGAACCAGGGUGAGGGUCUUAAAUUUGUGGAGCUGAUGGUGGACAAUGAAAAUGGUGUUCAGGCCAAUGACUUUGACUAUGCUGUGUCAAGCUUUGUGGAUGACCUCUAUGGCUAUCCAGAGGGUAAAGACAUACUCCGAGAGACCAUCAAGUUCAUGUACACGGAUUGGGCCGAUAGGCAUAACCCGGAGACGCGCAGGAAGACCUUGCUGGCCCUGUUCACUGAUCACCAGUGGGUGGCACCCGCUGUGGCCACAGCUGACCUGCACUCUAGCUUUGGCUCUCCGACUUACUUCUAUGCAUUCUAUCAUCAUUGUCAAACAGAACAGGUGCCACCCUGGGCUGACGCAUCUCACGGAGAUGAGAUCCCCUACGUGUUUGGCCUCCCGAUGAUCGGCCCGACCGAGCUGUUUCCCUGCAAUUUCUCCAAGAAUGAUGUUAUGCUCAGUGCCGUGAUGAUGACUUAUUGGACAAACUUUGCCAAAACCGGAGACCCAAACCAGCCCGUACCACAGGACACCAAAUUCAUCCACACAAAGCCCAACCGCUUUGAAGAAGUAGCAUGGACACGCUACAACCAGAAAGACCAGCUCUACCUGCACAUAGGCCUCAAGCCCCGAGUCAAAGAGCACUAUCGUGCCAACAAGGUUAAUUUGUGGUUGGAGCUGGUUCCUCAUUUGCACAGCCUUAAUGAUGCCACUCAGCUUAUUCCCACUACCACAAAGAUCUCCCCAUCGGGCGCAAGUAAUCGCACCCCAAAGCCAAAGGUUCUAGUGACAAAGAACCCCAACCCAACUCCCCUCCCAACUGAGAUCCAGAACAUCCACAAGCAACCUCAUUUAGUGGACCAGCGUGACUAUUCCACCGAGUUGUCAGUCACUAUCGCUGUGGGAGCAUCUCUGCUCUUCCUCAACAUCCUGGCUUUUGCAGCGCUCUACUACAAGAAGGACAAGCACCGGCACGACAUCCACAAAGACUGCAGCCCACAACAGAGUGCAACCAACGAUCUUGCUCAUACACAGGAAGAAGAGAUCAUGUCUCUUCAGAUGAAGCAACACACAGACCUGGACCAAGACUGCAGGCGGAUGCAGGGUGAUCCGCUAAAUCCUCACGACGUGUUGCUAAGGACUACCUGCCCGCCAGACUAUACUCUGGCCUUGAGGCGCUCACCAGAUGACAUCCCUCUCAUGACACCAAACACCAUUACCAUGAUCCCGAGUACUAUUGGACGUCUUACCUCCCUCCAAUCUUUCAACACCUUUCCCAGCACCCAACAAAAUAACACUCUUCCCCACCCACACUCGCAUUCCACCACCCGAGUGUAGUCCAGGGUAUCCAGCCACUCAAACAAGCAGGACUCUCCUAACUCACGCCGCAGUCCUGUUUGAAAAUCUCGAAAUACUCUUGUCGGCGGCUGACGCCGAACCACUGGUCAUAGUUAACGGUAUUAUUGAGGGAUACUUUUUUGGAAGACAAAAGUCCCCCAAAUGGAGAAGUACAAGAGACCUAGAUUAGGAGAAUUAGACUGUACCAUUACAAUAUAUUUUUCAGCAUUUUUAUUCGCAGCAAAAGAUUGAACUGUAUAAUCUAAUCGUGUUACAGUCUGCUUGAGGCUGAGUGACAUUGGAAUGGAUAUUCAAUGCACUGUAGACUACUACAGGGCAGAUUCCCAAUUCAAAGCAAUUUUGGCAUGUAUGAAUACAUUGUUUUUGUUUGUUUGUUUGUUUUUUUAGAUGAAGACAAAAACAUUUAAGGAAGCGUAUGCAAUAUGCACAAUGGAAUUCUAAAGAAGCUUUUCUUCUUGUAUUUUCAAGAAUCGUGAAAAUAAAUUAACGAAACAAUGUAUUGCUGCACUUUGAGCAUCAAUGCUUUAUAGUCAUUCAAUAGAAAGGGUGGGGGGCGGGGUCUGUUGCAGCAGGACUGAAACCAAGGAUAUGUCGACAGAGAUCUGGCCGACCGAAAGAAUAAGUAGAUUUUAACACGAUGUGUGCAUGAUGGUUUAUUUUCUUGAUAAAAUUGAAAGGAUCAUU